Parasteatoda tepidariorum (common house spider) is the source of this 5938-nucleotide messenger RNA. It is a transcript of the gene Top2, whose product is annotated as DNA topoisomerase 2. Gene Ontology annotation, cellular component: nucleus. Gene Ontology annotation, molecular function: DNA topoisomerase type II (double strand cut, ATP-hydrolyzing) activity; ATP binding; DNA binding. NCBI's taxonomy places the organism in Eukaryota, Metazoa, Arthropoda, Arachnida, Araneae, Theridiidae. Gene Ontology annotation, biological process: DNA topological change; resolution of meiotic recombination intermediates; sister chromatid segregation. The record is from RefSeq and is a predicted model, not a curated record.
AUUUUAUAUUGGCAACAUGAUGCAAAAGAUCGUUGCUUGUUCGAAAUGAAAAUAAGCCUUAACGCCAUUCUUUUGUUCGAUUAUAUUGUUGAUCAUUUUAGCCGGCAAAAGAAUAAGGGGAAAUAAUGUCGGAUAAUAGCGAUUUAAGUGAUGAUUGGGAAAUGGAUGAGCAGCCUAAACCUAAAAAAGGUAAUAAAAAACUCUCUGUUGAACGAAUUUAUCAAAAGAAAACUCAAUUAGAGCACAUUUUGCUCCGUCCUGACACUUACAUCGGAUCUGUAGAACAUGUUAAACAGCCUAUGUGGGUUUACGAUGAUGGUGUUGGUAUGGUUAAUAGAGAAAUAUCAUUUGUUCCCGGUUUAUAUAAGAUAUUUGACGAAAUAUUGGUUAACGCUGCCGAUAAUAAGCAGCGAGAUAAAAAUAUGGAUUGCAUUAAAAUUGAAAUUGAUGCUGAAAAAAAUAAAAUAAGCAUCUGGAAUAAUGGUCAGGGUAUUCCUGUUGUUGAACACAAAGAUGAAAAAAUGUUUGUACCUACCAUGAUAUUUGGACAUUUGUUGACUUCUUCAAAUUAUAAUGAUGAAGAACGAAAGGUAACCGGUGGUAGGAAUGGUUAUGGUGCUAAAUUAUGUAAUAUCUUCAGCACCAAGUUUGUUGUCGAAACGGCAUCAAAGCAAUACGGUAAGCAGUUUAAGCAGACCUGGACAAACAAUAUGACUAAAACUGAGGAUCCUAAAAUUACAUCCUUCUCUGGAACAGAUUUCACCUGUAUAUCUUUUUAUCCGGAUCUACCAAAAUUUAAGAUGGAUGUUUUGGACAAAGACACAAUUGCCCUACUGACUAGACGUGCAUUUGAUAUAGUAGGCAGUACCCGUGGUGUAAAAGUACACUUGAAUGGAAAGAGAUUACCAGUGAAAGGUUUCAAGGACUAUAUAGAACUUUAUUUAAAAGACAAAAUGGAUGACAAUGGCGAACCUCUUAAAGUUGUUCAUGAGGUAGUGAAUGAUCGAUGGGAAGUAGCUGUUACCAAUAGUGAUCAUGGUUUUCAACAAGUCAGCUUUGUAAAUAGUAUAGCCACAACAAAAGGUGGCCGUCAUGUAGACCAUGUAACAGAUCAGCUGACAACUAAAAUUGCUGAAGUUAUCAAGAAAAAGAAUAAAGGAGGUAAAGAUGCUAAACCUUUCCAAAUAAAGACCCACUUAUGGGUUUUUGUUAAUUGUUUAAUUGAAAAUCCUACAUUUGAUUCUCAAACUAAAGAAAAUAUGACAUUAGUACAAAAGAAUUUUGGCUCCAAGUGUGCUCUAAGUGAAAAAUUUAUUAACCAAGCUAUGAAAUGUGGUGUCAUAGAGAACAUUAUGUCAUGGAUAAGAUUUAAAGCUCAAAAUGAGCUCAAUAAAAAAUGCAGCGGAAAAAAGCAAACUAAGUUAAGAGGCAUUCCUAAAUUAGAAGAUGCAAAUGAUGCAGGAACAAGAAAUUCAAUUGAUUGUACUUUAAUUUUAACGGAAGGAGAUUCAGCUAAAUCUUUAGCUGUUUCCGGAUUGGGUGUUGUUGGCAGAGAUAAAUAUGGUGUUUUUCCCUUGAAAGGUAAAGUUUUGAAUGUACGCGAAGCAACUCAUCAACAAAUCAUGGCAAAUGCUGAAAUAAAUAACAUCAUUAAAAUUAUGGGGUUGCAGUAUAAGAAAAAGUAUGAGACUGUUGACGAUUUAAAAACAUUGCGCUACGGUCGUCUUAUGGUAAUGACAGAUCAGGAUCAAGAUGGAUCUCACAUAAAAGGUUUGCUCAUUAAUUUUAUUCAUCAUAAUUGGCCUAGUUUGUUAAGAUUGCCAUUUCUUGAAGAAUUCAUCACUCCUAUUGUUAAAGCUUCUAAAGGUAAAGAAGAGCUGUGUUUCUACAGUAUCCCAGAAUUUGAAGAAUGGAAAGCAGCUACCCCAAACUGGCCUAAGUAUAAAGUAAAGUACUACAAAGGUUUGGGUACCAGCACGGCUAAAGAAGCUAAGGAAUAUUUUUCCGACAUGAAACGUCAUCGUAUAAGAUUCCAUUAUAAUGGCACCGAUGAUGAUAAUGCUAUCCAGUUGGCUUUUAGUAAGAAAAUGGUAGAUAUGCGUAAGGAAUGGUUAACUAAUGGCAUGGAAGAAAGGAAACGUAGGCGUGAAUUGGGCCUUCCAGAAUUGUAUUUGUAUGGUAAAAAUACUGAGGCGAUCACCUAUAAUGACUUUGUCAACAAAGAGUUGAUUCUGUUUAGUAACACAGACAAUGAACGAUCUAUUCCAUCUAUGGUUGAUGGUUUAAAACCAGGACAGCGUAAAGUUCUUUACACUUGUGUUAAGAGAAAUGAUAAACGAGAAGUGAAAGUGGCUCAGCUAGCUGGUUCAGUUGCUGAGCAUUCAGCGUACCAUCAUGGUGAAGCAGCUCUUACAGGAACAAUCAUAGGUUUGGCCCAAAAUUUUGUUGGCAGCAACAACAUAAAUAUCUUGUUACCAAUUGGACAGUUUGGUACUCGUCUACAAGGCGGUAAAGAUGCUGCCAGCGCGAGGUAUAUUUUCACAAAUUUGAGUCCCAUUACCAAACAUUUGUUUUCGGCUUUAGAUACUCCUCUCCUAAAUAAUCUCUAUGAUGAUAAUUUGAAAAUUGAACCUGAGUAUUAUGUACCUAUUAUCCCUAUGGUUCUUGUCAAUGGAGCUGAAGGUAUUGGUACUGGAUGGAGUACUAAGAUUUAUAACUACAAUCCAAGAGAUCUUGUGAAAAACAUUUUGAGAAUGAUAGAUGGUGGAGAGCCCUUGGAGAUCGCCCCAUGGUUUAAAAAUUUCAGAGGCACCAUAGAAAAGAUAGACAAUCAACAUUAUGCUGUAAGUGGUGAAAUAGCAAUUUUAGAAGAUAACAAGAUAGAGAUUACUGAACUUCCUGUUAGAGUUUGGACUCAAGCUUAUAAAGAAUCGGUUUUAGAAACUAUGUUACAUGGUAAAGAUGAUGGUAAGGAUAAGAAAGAUGAUAAAGGGAAAAAAGAGGAGAAGUUUAUCCCUUUAAUCACAGAUUACAAAGAAUAUCAUACCGACACAACUGUGAGAUUUGUUGUUAGUAUGACGCCAGAAAAAUUUAAUCAAGCUCGAAAUCAAGGUUUUCAUAAAUUUUUUAAGCUAACCACAACAUUUUCCUUAAGUUCUAUGGUUUUAUUUGAUCAUUUAGGGUGUUUGAAAAAAUAUGAGAGUGCAAUUGAAAUUCUGAAAGAAUUUUUCGAGGUGCGUUCUAAACUUUACGAGAAACGUAAAAGUUACAUGGUUGGUGUCUUGGAAGCAGAGGCAUUAAAACUUAAGAAUCAGGCAAGAUUCAUUCUUGAAAAAAUUGAAGGAAAACUAACUAUUGAAAAUCGCAAGAAGCUUGAAAUGAUUAAAUGUUUAAUUGAGAGAGGUUACGACUCGGAUCCAGUUAAAGCCUGGAAGGAAGCUCAAAAAGUUGAUACUGAUGAAAGCAAAGCUGAUGAUUCUGAUAAUGAAAAGGAAGAAGUUGAUACUUCAGGACCAGAUUAUGACUAUUUACUUGGAAUGACUUUAUGGAGUUUAACUAGAGAAAAGAAAGAUGAACUCUUGAAAAAGCGAGAUGAAAAGGUCAAGGAAUUGGAAGACUUGAAACGUAAAACACCCUAUGAUUUAUGGAAAGCAGAUCUCAAAGAAUUUCUGGCAGAACUUGACAGGAUUGAAAAACAAGAACAAGAGGAGGAAGCUGGAGUUGUAAAACCUAAAGGUAAAGGCCAAGGAAAGAAAAGAGCUAAAGAAGAUGAAGUUAAACCAUCCCCAUUUGGAGAAAGAAUUGUUCCAGAGCUUGGUGACGAGUACAAAAAGAAAUUUGAGAAGAAACCAACUGUACCAGGUGAAGCUAAAAAAGGACGUAAAAAGAAACUGGCUGAUGUAAAACUUGAAGAUGGGGAAGAUGAAAAAGAGCUAUCCUUAUCUGAAAGAAUAAAUGCAAGUCCAGCUAAGAAGGAGAAAGGACCUAAGAAAUUAAAGCAAACUGCUUUAACAUUCACAUCGAUUGGUGAAAAGAAAAAAUCCCCCUCAAAGGGUAAAGGUAAAAAGAAAAAUCCCUGGUCUGAUUCAGAAUCAAAUGUUGACUCUGAUCUUUCUGAAGUUGAUGUUUCAGCAGAAGAUUACAUUCCACCUGAAAAGAGAGAUAUUCCUCGUAGAGCUGCUGCUAAGUCUAAAUACACUUUUGAUAGUGAUGAAGAGAAAGAUGAUGAAGAAGAUAACUUUAAUCCAAUAGAUGAUAGUGAUCAAGAGUCUGAUGCUCCUCCACCUAAAAAGACUCAGCCUAAGCCAAAACCAGCUCCUAAAAAAGAAGAGCCAAAAGAGAAAUUGAAUGGUGCUUCUUCUCCGAUUCCAUCGGAUAGCGAUUCUGAUAGCUAUCCAGAAAAACCUGCUGAACAAAAUGCAAAAUCCAAUGAUGAUCUUUUUAAUUCUCUCCUUGGAGGGGAUGUGAACAAUGAUAAACCAUCUAAUAAGGCUACAAUAGUUGCAAACAAAAAUUCUGAUAGUGAAUCAGAUUCAAAUGACAGUUUCAAGAUUGUGACUGAGAAACCAUCUUCCAAACCAGCUCCCAAGAAACGACCUCGUAAAAAGGAUAGCAGCUCUGAGGAUGAUUUUAAGCCUAAAGCUAAAAAGAAAGAGACUGUGAAGAAAGCUGCUCCAAAGAAAAAAGCUGCUGAAGGUGGAGCAAAAAAGCCAACUAAAUCUAAAGCAAAGAAGAAGAAGAUGGAUUCCGAUUCUGAGGAUUUUGGGGGAAGUGAUUUUUCAGCGAAUGAUAAUGAUUCACCACCUCCUAAGGCCACACAGCCUAGAAGCGGGCGAGCAAAGGCGGCGAUUGCAUAUGACUUUGGAUCUGAUUCUGAUUUUUAAACUGCUUAUAAAUUAAUCAUCCUAAUUUACUUUAUAGUGAUUCAUAAAAACUUUUAAUGAACAUGUGAUUAAGAAGCACAAUAUUUUCAUUUUGACGUAACGAUACAAACUGGUGCAUUUUUUAAAGCUUACGUUGCUUAUACAAGGCUGUAAAAGUUAAUAUCUUUGACAUCAUUAUCAGGAGUGUUACCUAAAAAUAGUGGAACUGUACAUUGUUUCUAAAUUGGAUGAGUGUUUAAAUGUGUGUUUAGAUCUAUUUACACCAUGUCUGUCUCUGCAUUUAUUUAAACAAUUAAAAAUUGAUUUUUUUUAACUCCUCAGCAAUAACGACAUUGUAAAAUUGUCCGUCUUUUUUAUUGUUAUAUUACAACGAUUAAUGUUACUAUGAUUUUUUAUAUUUUGGUUUGUGGUUAUAUUAUCUCGCAUUAAUAUUUAUAAUUUAACCUCCUGAAUUCUUUCAUUGAUAAUUUCCAGCACUUCCUAUGGUUUGUACAUAUUUUCUACCUUCAUUUCCAAUAAGGUCUGGUGCAAAAAAUAAAAUGCAUCUUUCAUUCUAUCUUCAACAUAUGCAUAUUUCAAUUUUAGAAUAUAAUUUUAAGCUUGAUUUUAUAACUUAUGUUUAGUUUUGUGCUACAUGUUUUUAACUCAUUUCAUUCAUUAUAUAAUUGUGUACUAGACUUUGUAGUUACCAGGCAUUCAUUUGUAUUCAUUGUAAAUUAUCUCAUUAUAAUAGGUAUACAGUUAAGCUGUCUGUUAUGCUUAAGUAUUAAUACAGUGAAACUUUUCUUCGUAUGUACCUAUCUUAAAUUUAUAUUAACCCAUCUUACAUUUUUUUCAAGCUUUUUUUAAUUUCAAUAUUAUUUAAAUUGAAAACUUAAGUAUGUAAUUAAAUAAUUGAUUCUGAUCAGAAUAUUCCUAGCAGUUCUGUAUGUUUUUAAUUACCUCUUUAUUAAAUUAAGUAUUUUAAAUUAUUUUGUUAUUUCUUAAUUUUCUGUUAUAUUUAAAAGAAAAAGUGUUGUACAAGAUCAAUGUUUGUAAUAAAAUUCAGUUUGUGA